UAUUUAAAAUCAUAGCCGAAGAGAGUCAUAUGUAGAUAACGAUCUUCAGGAUAUACCACAUGAAGGUGUUAUAUUUAUAACGUGAAGUAUACAAACGAUUUGGACAAUGAUGCUGAGGUGGUUCGUGUGCGGUGUUGCUCUGCUUCUUCCCAGCGCGGUUUCGGUAGAACUCUCGUCAUUCAUGACCAACAUUGAACUGCCUGGACUUCCUGGCGUUACCAAGUUACAAACUCUCCAUGCUCCAUCUGAAAUCACUUGUGCCGUUUUGUGUCUUGCGAUGGACGCGUGUUCCUGGUACACCCAAGACCAGGGAACCUACAUAUGUACCCUCUUCCGAGAGUACCACCCAGCGGAUAUCACACCAAAUAGCUUUGAUCAGGACUUCAACGACACCCUCUUUGGAGUAAACCGUGAGAUGCGCUGCAGCCCUCCUACAUCCAUCGUCAACGGUGCUGUCCACGCCGCCACUCGUGGAGAGGGAGAUGUCGCUCACUACGCCUGCGACGCCGACUAUACCUUUUGCCGUGGUGUGACUAACACCAGCGUCUGUUCCGCCUCGGGGCAGUGGCAGGGUAUUCCCGGGGAGUGUGUCAGAAACCGAUGGAAGGAUUUGAGUGGAAACGGCGUUUACCGCUAUCUACCAUGUCCAUUGGGAAUAGGGGAUCGCAUAACCUGGACCGGCAUACCAACCAGUGAGUAUGUUUUCAACGUCGACCUGCACGGCCCCUUCGGUCGACCCCUACAUAUACACGUGCGCUUCAACUACUACAGUUACCACAACAUUACUGCCAUAGCUCAUCUGACAAACGACAAUUGGAUAACUGGUGGCCACUACACCUACUUCCCUUUCGAAGUAGGGAAGCUAUUUCGCAUCGUCGUCGUUAUGGAAGACACGUUGUUUCGGAUUUAUAUUGAUGACCAGGAAUUGGGGACUCUGGAUUACGGCUCCGGUCCCGCUCCUCCCCAGAUUGACUUCCUUGGCUUCGAGCAGGAGGUAGACGCCCGAUCUGCUGAAAUAGACUACGUCUGAUGACGUUGCUCACUCACCCGGAAGUUCCUUUUCAUACAAGUUCUCUGCUUUGGAAGAACUAGGUUCAUGUUCCAGAACUUGUUGUGCGGUGGUCACUCUAGGACAUGAUAUACUGCACUAAAACCGCGAUAUGUAAAACUUAAAAAUGAAAAGACUUGUGCCGCUGUAGUUCAUGUUUGACUACAAGAACUUAAAUAAAAACUAGUUUUGCUGUAGCAGUACGUGUUACGCUCAAUAACUGAGAACAAAGUGUGCUGCAGCAGUAUGUUUUCGACGUAUAUGAUACACUGCACUAUAGGAGAACAACUUACGCAGCUAUUACUACAAUGAUAUAAAUAAGAACUAGGUUUUGUCUGGAGCAGUAAAUAUUCAACUGCAAUUAAUGAAAACUAGUUGUGCUACAGUAAUC
This is a messenger RNA of Haliotis rufescens (red abalone), 1439 nucleotides long. RefSeq lists its product as uncharacterized. The coding region runs from base 107 to 1030 and encodes 307 amino acids. Gene Ontology annotation, molecular function: carbohydrate binding. The transcript is spliced from 5 exons. The record is from RefSeq and is a predicted model, not a curated record. NCBI's taxonomy places the organism in Eukaryota, Metazoa, Mollusca, Gastropoda, Lepetellida, Haliotidae.